AUGGUAGCUGCAGCUGCUGCUGCUGCAAUGGCCAACAAAAGAGUCGCUCAGGAAAAGGCGUCUGCAGCUGAGAAAGAAGCCAAAAGAGUGGCUGAGGAAAAGGCAUCUGCAGCUGAUGCAGAAGCGAAAAAACUGGAUGAGGAGAAGGCAUCUGCAGCUGAUGCCCAAAGAGAAGCUGAGCUGAAAGAAGCUGAAAACAAGAGGAUCGAGGCUAAUAAGAAGAAGGAAGAAGAAGAUAAAGCUGAAGCAAUGAAGAAGGAUUUAGAGGAAAGAAAGAAAGAAUAUGAAGAAAAAAUGAGCCAGCUUAUGGCUAAAAACAACAAAGAGUUGAUAGAGGAAGCGAAAAGGAAAGAAGCUGAGAGAAAGAAAAGAGAAGAUGAGAGAAAGAAAAAAGAAGACGAUGAUGCCACAAAAGCAAUUGCCAUGGUGGUUGAAAAUGUAAAUGCUUCAGAGAGUGAAGCUCAAACCAUUGGUGGUAAAGGCACAAAAAGAGGAAAGAAGACAACAGCUACCAAGAAGAACACCAUUCUAAGUAUUACUAUGGAUGAAGAACUACAAAAGAAGUUGCACAACAUAUCAGAUUCAUACAAUCCGAGAAGAAGUACAAGAUCAAUGGUGAAAGUGCAACAAAAUGUUGGUGCUGAAGUAGUUAGCAAAGAAGAAUUUGAAGGCAAAGAUGUUUCUGGAGUUACUUCCAAAGUAACAAAUACUCCAAAGAAAAGGAAAGCGGCUGAGAAAGAAGAUGAGGAUGAGCCUUUGGAUGUUGAGAUAAUAAAAAUAAAAAAAUAA
Spinacia oleracea (spinach) is the source of this 789-nucleotide messenger RNA. Its product is annotated as vicilin-like seed storage protein At2g18540. The coding region runs from base 1 to 789 and encodes 262 amino acids. The transcript is spliced from 3 exons. Lineage: Eukaryota; Viridiplantae; Streptophyta; Magnoliopsida; Caryophyllales; Amaranthaceae. The record is from RefSeq and is a predicted model, not a curated record.